Messenger RNA from Alternaria triticimaculans, 516 nucleotides. RefSeq lists its product as uncharacterized. The record is from RefSeq and is a predicted model, not a curated record. The transcript has 3 exons. NCBI's taxonomy places the organism in Eukaryota, Fungi, Ascomycota, Dothideomycetes, Pleosporales, Pleosporaceae. The coding region runs from base 1 to 516 and encodes 171 amino acids.
AUGUCUGCACCACAACCUCAUUCACCCCCGCAGGUACAAGGUUCAUCGUCACCUGAAGAGAGCAAGACCGGCGUCCACGAAGCGGGCCCUGCAGACCCUUCGAAGGGCAAAGCUGCGCUCGCCGAGUUCUCCGCAACGAUGAAGCGUCCAGCAGAUCUCAAGUGCUUCCGCCAAAUAGGCUGUGACGGCAUCUGCAGGACCCUUCGUUGGAUGCCAGGACCGGAUGACGAGCCAACUGGCAUAGAGGUCUAUGAUGCACAGCCCAUGUCACCGUUCCUGUUGAAGGCGUACCUUGAUCGACACGACUGGAGUCAGGCGACUGAAGACCGCUUCCGUGGUGUCGACGGCAGGAAUACGCCGAAAGAUACUAAGAACGAGCGUAUGGCAGAGAGAGAUCGAUUCAACGAGGAGCGAAGAAUCUUCGAAGAGAAAAUAGCGAAAGGGGAGGUGGAGGCAGCGGAUCCGGGGCCAGCUUGCGGCGCUGUGCGAAGCAACUAUGAUCUGAGCCCACGGUAG